Messenger RNA from Gongylonema pulchrum, 234 nucleotides. NCBI's taxonomy places the organism in Eukaryota, Metazoa, Nematoda, Chromadorea, Rhabditida, Gongylonematidae. The record is from the annotation of a GenBank genome assembly.
AUGGGGCAGAACGGUACGAGCGAAUCAUGGAGUUUACAAUUUCCCGCAACGGAGCCUCCAGCUGUUAGUUCGCCUAAAGCUGAAACACCGGUAAGCUUUGGUGGACCGCUUACUUUGAUCGUUUUCGGAGGUGAAGCAGUGGAAGCAACCGCUUACUUCUUUGAAGAAAACGAGAUAUUUGCACCGAAUCCUCGUUUUGCGCACUGGAAGGUAUGCUUUGUUAUGUGUUGCUGA